UGCGUCAUCCCCUUGAUAUGCGUGCGUUAAAUAUACGAAGCUCUUUCGUGUGGUCGAUUGUUUGACGCUUGCAUGAAGCUACUCUACUCAACCGACCGACCCGGCCCAGGAUUAUUUGGCUGCGAUAUAUGAAGAUGGGGGCUUGGAUUAGCGCCAAACACCGGGCGAUUCUUGUUCUUGUUGUUCUCGUCCUCGUCGGAAGCUGCUGCGCGGAGCCUUCGCCGGCGGCAGAUGAGCAGAGCGAGCGCGCCGGCGGGAGGAGGAGGAGGCGGUCGUCUGCGGAGGCGGCAGCUGCGGCUGUGAUGGUGCCCAUAACUCUCCUCAAGUCCGCCGUCGAUGAGGGAGCCGUAUGCAUGGAUGGAACACCCCCAGCUUACCACUUGGAUCCUGGCUCCAGAGAAGGAAACGACAGUUGGAUUGUAAACCUAGAGGGAGGCGGGUGGUGCAACAACGCGAGGACGUGCCGGUUUCGCAAGGGAACCCGCCACGGCUCGUCGGAUCACAUGGAGAAGCAGAUCGCCUUCACCGGCAUCAUGAGCAGCAGCCCAGCCGACAAUCCUGAUUUCUACGACUGGAACCGGGUAAAGAUUCGGUACUGCGACGGCGCAUCCUUCGCCAGCGACGGCUUCGACAAGGACAAUGGGUUUUACUUCCGUGGUCAGCGCAUCUGGGACGCCGCCAUCCGGCACCUCCUCUCCAUUGGGAUGGCCUCUGCAGAUCAGGUGCUGCUCACCGGCUGCUCCGCCGGCGGCCUGGCGGCGAUACUGCACUGCGACGAGUUCCGCGCCUUCUUCCCGCCUGCCACCGCAGGCGGUGGCCGGGGAACCACGGUGAAGUGCCUCGCCGACGCCGGCCUGUUCCUCAACGCCGUGGAUGUCUCAGGGGGCCGCAGCUUGAGAUCCUACUACUCGGACAUCGUGGCCUUGCAGGGCGUAGCUCCCAACCUGCCGGCUGCUUGCACCGAUCAUUUGGACGCCACCUCGUGCUUCUUCCCUCAAAAUGUAAUAGAUGGUAUAAAGACGCCGAUCUUCCUGCUAAAUGCAGCAUACGAUGCCUGGCAGAUUGAGGAGAGCCUGGCCCCAAAUAGAGCUGACCCCAGCGGCGCCUGGCAAGCCUGCAAGUUCAACCGCUCAGCUUGCAACGCAUCCCAGAUGAAAUUUUUGCAAGAUUUCAGGGACCAGAUGGUAGCAGCCGUGCAGGGCUUCUCCCACUCAAAGGCCAACGGGCUGUUCAUCAACUCGUGCUUCGCGCACUGCCAGUCCGAGCUGCCGGCCACCUGGAACAACGCAGCAGGAGGCUCCCCUGCCAUUCAAAACAAGGGGAUCGCAAAAUCAGUUGGCGACUGGUACUUCGACCGAGCUGAAGCGAAGGCGAUCGACUGCCCCUACCCCUGCGACACAACGUGUCGCCACAUCAUAUGAUGAGAAGAUCCUGUACCAAUGUGCUUUUGCAGAGUGUACAUCAUAUGCGUUCUCGAGAGAAUGCACAUCACAUUGAUUUGAGAAAGUAAUUGAGCAAGAAAUAGUAAAAUAAAUUGUUGGUCCUUAAACUU
Phragmites australis (common reed) is the source of this 1552-nucleotide messenger RNA. RefSeq names its product pectin acetylesterase 3-like. Lineage: Eukaryota; Viridiplantae; Streptophyta; Magnoliopsida; Poales; Poaceae. Gene Ontology annotation, cellular component: plant-type cell wall. Gene Ontology annotation, molecular function: pectin acetylesterase activity. Bases 129 to 1421 code for a protein of 430 amino acids. The record is from RefSeq and is a predicted model, not a curated record. Gene Ontology annotation, biological process: cell wall organization. The transcript has 11 exons.